Messenger RNA from Plectropomus leopardus (leopard coralgrouper), 2004 nucleotides. RefSeq names its product E3 ubiquitin-protein ligase TRIM21-like. NCBI's taxonomy places the organism in Eukaryota, Metazoa, Chordata, Actinopteri, Perciformes, Serranidae. Gene Ontology annotation, molecular function: zinc ion binding; protein binding. The record is from RefSeq and is a predicted model, not a curated record.
CAGCGUGCUGCAGGUUGGAUCAGUUUCCAUCUGAGGAUCAAUUAAACUUAUUUUAUCACAUUUCCAACAAGUCAGCAGCGCACACAGGGUUUCAACAUGUCGACUGCCAACUGUCUGCAGACUGAGGAUCAGCUUCUGUGCUGCAUCUGCCUGGAUGUGUUCACGGAUCCAGUCACGCUACCGUGUGGACACAACUUCUGCAAAAACUGCAUCACACAGCACUUAAAUUUCAAUUCCCACCGCCAGUGUCCCAUGUGUAAAGAGCAAGUUAAUAAGAAAUGUAAGCUUAAGGUGAAUACUUUCAUAUCUGAGUUGGCUGAUCAGUUCAGACAGUCAGCAGGAAGUAAAGCCAGUGACAGCUCAGAGCAACGAGUUGACACACCGGCAGAAGUUUCCUCUGACGUUCCUACUCGUACUAAACGUACUGGGCUAAAAUCCUGCCUGUGGUUACUUCUGGCAUGUCUAAUCAUCUACUUUGCAAUUAACCUAAAUCUUCACCAAACAAUAUCCAGCCUGACAACUCAUCAGCUGUUUGAUACAGAGGAGAACGUCGCGGUCAGCAUGUGUCCUGAGCACGGCAAACCUCUGGAUCUCUACUGCAAGAAUGAAAACAUGGCCAUUUGUCAGACCUGCGCUGAGUCAAGUCACAGAUUUCACCACAUUGUUCCUCUGAAAGAAGAAUAUGAAGAAAAAAAGACAGAGCUUUGGAAAACAGAGGCUGCAAUUCUGCAGAGUAUCGUGGAAAGGCAACUGAAGAUACAGGAGAUCAAACACUGGGCAAAGCUCAGCAAGGAAGCUGCAGACAGAGAGACUGAUGAUGGCGUUCACGUCUUCAGCGGUUUGAUUCAGUCUUUAGAAAAAGCUCGGGCCGAGCUCAUCGAGAGGAUCAAAGCGAAGCAGAAAACAACAGAGACACAGGCCAUAGAUUUCAUCCAAAAGAUGAAGCAGGAAAUCUCUGAGCUGAUCAGGAGACGUGCUGAGGUAGAGCAGCUCUCACACUCUGAAGAUCACCUCCACCUCCUGCAGAGCUUCACAUCCGUGAACGUCGCUCCACCCGCCAACCACCUGCCAGACAUCAGCAUCUGUCCAGUGUCCCAUGAAGAAAUCCUGAGGACAGCUCUGGUGACUGCGCUGGAUCAGCUGACAGAGAAAGUUAGAGAUAAGAUGGAGAAGCUGCGUGAAGCUGAGCUGAUGAGCGUCCAGCAGAGUGCAGUGGAUGUGACUCUGGAUCCUGACACGGCGCAUCCUGCUCUUGCUCUGUCUGAUGAUGGGAAACAAGUGCAUCACAGUGGCGUGAGAAACAAACUCCCAGACAGCUCAAAACGAUUUGAACGUCAGCAUUUUGUGUUGGGGAAGCAGGGAUUCUCUUGUGGAAGAUUUUACUACGAUGUUCAAGUUAAGGGCAAGAUGAUGUGGAUUUUAGGCGUGGCCAAAGAGUCUGUUGAAAGGAAGAAAAAUACUGAACUCAACCCUGAGAAUGGCUACUGGACUAUUUUUCAGUCUCGGAAACACUUGUUUGCACUGGCUAGCAGGGCUGUGUCUUUCUCUGUGAAUGACCCUCCUGACAGGGUGAGAGUGUUUGUGGACUACGACGAGGGUCUGGUCUCUUUUUACAACGCAGAUUCUGCAGCUCUUCUUUACUCCUUCACUGGAUGCUCCUUCACUGAGAAGCUCUACCCUUUCUUUAGUCCUGGUAGUAUUGACUCUGCCGCUCUGAUUAUCUCUCCUGUCAAUCAACACAGAUGAAACUAAUCAUUGCUUUUGCACCAACCAGCGGCCGCAACUCGAUAAUCGUUAAGGCCCAGACGCAUCAAACCAACAUCAGAGAAUUAGCAGCGACCAAAGCCCCCUGCUGCGACGCCUUACAGUGUUUGUGUCUUGGCCAAAAAGUUGCACGCUUACUCCAUGCCACACAAGUUUAUCUAGGACAAUAUUUCAAUCCCGCUCGGAUUUUCAUCAGGUCAAAAUGUUUGAGAAAUAAAACCCCGCUUGUAUCUAUACAUA